Molecule: messenger RNA, 3268 nt
Organism: Fusarium odoratissimum NRRL 54006
Lineage: Eukaryota; Fungi; Ascomycota; Sordariomycetes; Hypocreales; Nectriaceae
Exons: 2
Coding region: 847-2868 (673 amino acids)
Source: RefSeq, a predicted model, not a curated record
CCCCAGUUUAAGUGACGACAACGAGGACGGGAAAGACAUCAAACACAUCACAACAACCCUGAGAGUUGGUGAAUAGAUGAUUCAAGUUGCUUCAUCGCUUCUGUAGACAAAGUGAUAAGUCUGGAGCUCAAGCUUACAGAAAGUCACAAGAAACCGCGUACGUAUUUAGGUUCAGGACAACGCUAUAAUUCGAAGCAUCUGUCAUGUAAGCUCAAGUUCAAAGCGAUCCACAGCUGGACUACCUGCAGCUUGAGUGAGGGAGUGAAUAUCUAUUUCCUCUGUCUUAUCCAUCCAUCUUCUUCUCUAAUUUCUCCUGUCCAUCAACACUACCUGCUCUUGACUCUUUGAGCUGCCCAUCUACGAAAAGAGCCCCUUCUUCUGACAACAGCAAAGGGCAUACAGUGUGAUCUUAUCAGCUUCCAAGCCCGAGCUCAUCCUCACAACCCGAACCCCAGACUGUGCGCCAUCAUCAUAGUCAGCAGCCCAGCGACACAUUUCAUCAACACAACAGGAACCUUUGGAUUUGAGUUUUUGACCUCAGCAACACGCUGGCUUUAUAUUUGACCAACCUCUGCCACGUAAAGUGCACAACAUAGCCAAAUCUCCACCUCUUUUUGGCUGCCUUGCUCUUUGGCCAUAGACAGACAGCCCCAGGCAGCGAAGCAGGCCAAGCUCAGUCUAUACGCCUUCGCCAACAUUGGACCUCACGGACCCGGAGCAACCUGGAACAACGAUACUUCCAGACUGCGUUGAGGCCACAUUUUGUGACUCCAACUUCGCCUGUUGCUUCUUGCUAUGAAGCUUCUGAUGGGAUAGACCCUGGUUUUACUGUAUCUUCGCAUCGUUAUGGAACAGCAGGAUCCUGAUACUCCAUCCACUCCUUCUGCCGUCCACCGUGAUACUGAACACCGAUCGACUCGCCAGUCCCCAUCGGCAUCAUCCUCGACCUUUUCGCUUACACCAGCUCCCCAGCGUCGAACCUCGAGUCCCUUCCCCCGCCCAACAACAUCGGCAACACCUGGUCCGAGCACAAUAUCAUCGAACCGAAGUUCUUUGUCGACUUCUGAACCUACUCUACGAUUUCCUCGCCCCCAAGGCAAUCGGCAUCUCGCCAACUGGAUUUCAUCCAGUAAUCCAGACAUCAUGCGUAUCACUACCACCACUGAGGACACCGGCUUGUCCGAGUCCACUUAUGAACUAAUCUCGGGCACCGAUACCGAGUCUCAGGAUGGAAACUACACCGAGUCUAUCAGCGAGUCUGUCGGCUCCCUCGACGUACACUACCCCGAAGACGUCCAUAGCCUCGCCGGCACUGAGCAGACAUACGACGACGAAUCUCUUGCCGAUGAGAACGAACCUCCUGUUUUACAAUCUGUACAAGAGCCACAGGCUAUGUCUGUGUCUGAACCUAUGGACAUAAACGAGACUCCACAAGCAGAGCAAAGCUGGGCCUCAGUCGUCAAAAACGGCCCUCUCCCUGAGGUCGAGGCUGAAAUCGAGGCAGAAGAAGAGCCCGAGCCUCAUUCUGCUGCCAAGGCUGAGCCUGAAUCUGAGUCAGAGGAUGAAGCUCGAUCUCGAAGCUCUCUUGAGUAUACUCAACAAAGCCUCAAAACCCCAUCAAUCCCUAGCCCUGACGCUAGCAUGACUGAAGACAGCCAGAAGCCGUCUCCUGAUGAUAUCCAAGAGCAGGCAGAGAGCCAGCGAGCGCGAUUCAACAAAUGGUUGAAGGAAGUUCAGCCCCAUCCGAUUCGUCCCCGGGAGGCAAUGAUCAAAUUCGCCAAAUCUAUCUUCCCUGUGGUCCUCGCCCUUGUCUUGAUGUCGUUGAUCCGCACCUGCUACACUCCACUAUCGAAAGAAGUAGUACCCCACAUACCCGCAGCCACCUCCGCUGUCACAACUCACCCCACUCUGUUGACUUCAAGUUAUACUUCAUUGCCAACUUUGCAGAUUCUUUCAACAUCAGCGGGGCCUACAGGUCUUGUACCUCUUGAGAAUCUCCGACCCGAUGAGUGGCUCUGGGGUGGCAAGCAGCCCGAGGUGACUGUUACUAAACAGCGAGGUGGCUUUUUAAUCCACAUGCCUCGAAGUGCUAAGAAACUAUGGCUUGAUCGUGACUGUCUCAAGUUCGACGCCAAGCGAGGUGAUCAAUCUGUUGGAUUCGGUACCUCAUCUGUCGACGAAGGCAUUCUUCUCAAGAUCCCCAAGGAGGAAGCCCAUGGAACAAUCAAGGUUGACAUUUUCACUACUUGUCGACCCAAGGUUCACAAGGUCCUUCGUAUCACAUUCCAGAAGGGAAUUAUCUCAGAGGCUUUGGACUCGACCUGGGCUUUUGCUCAAUACUUCCCAGAACUUGUCCCCGCUGCUGCUCAAGAGGCAGAGCGGUGCCUUGAGGAAGCCAAACGCUCCUUGGGAACAGCCUCUGACAACUUCAUGAAUACAUCUGACAGCGUCUUCAAGAACUUGGGACACAGAUUCCAAAAGGCCCACCGAUCUUUGAGCUGGAUCAAGACCGAUAUCAGAGACCGUGCCAAGAUGGCGACAGAGGGCAUCUCGAGGCAACUGGAGGCUGUUGCGGGCGACGUCAAGCAGUACAUACCGGACGCGCAAGGGAUGCAACAACAAGCAAAGUUGGAGUUGCUGAAUGCUCAGAUCAGAGCUAGGCUCUGGUGGCUCAAGUACACUGCAGGAGAGAAAGAGUAUACUCGCUACCAAUGUGCGGCCAAGCAGUUCAUGGCCAAGACACUUUCAAACGACAGGGAGCUUCGAAAGACAACCAACAAGACCAGUAAGACGUCUGCUUUCGAGCAAUUCUUCAGUGCUUGGUCCUCAAAGAACCGCCGAGACACCGGAGAAGGACAGACGGUAUAGCGGAAGAAAAAGGACACUUGUUUGUGUGUUAUGGCGCAAGGUUUUUCUUUCCAUGUUAUUCCCCCUCAUCAUUAUCGUUGGACGAGGACUUAUAUGCCAAGGAUGGACUUGGGUUGGCAAUGCUGAGGUAUAGGUUUAUUUGGGCCGGUGGUGGAUUUGGAGUUCAUGGGUCUCAUACCAACUGUAGACGUCUUUUUUCUAUUAUGGUUGCUCUUUCCUCACUUCUAUUUCUAUGAUAGUCAACGGUAUCGACGAACCCCUUUCAGCAGCUUUGAGUGUCUUAUAUUUGGGCGGAAAGUGAUUCGUUGCUGGUGUGGUGAGUUGCCUGUAAGAUCAGAACAAAAAGGAGACCAACUAUAGUAAGGUAAAUAAAUUAAUUUACUUCAUCUCAACUCAUGAA